AUGGAUACUGUGGUUAAAAAUAUGUUAGAUGAAGACACAGAAGAAGAGAAGAAGGGCUUAGUAUUGUUUGGACGUGACCUAUCCAAGAUUCCAUGCUUUCGAGAAAGUUUUUUAACUGGUAUUGCAACAGGUAUAGGUGGUGGACUGGUAGCAUUUAUUAAAACAUCAAAGCCGUUUUUGUCACAGCAUAUUGGAGUAGGAACUUUUUCCAUUACUACUCUACUCUACUGGUCAUAUUGCAGAUAUCAGUGGUCAAAACAGAAGUUUGAUGCUCAACUACUUCAAGAAGCCUUAAAAGAUAAAAUAAGAUAUGAGGGUACUGUUGUAGAAAAAGAAUUAGAACAGAAGGGAGUUUUAAAGUCUGCUUAA
Messenger RNA from Parnassius mnemosyne (clouded apollo), 369 nucleotides. Lineage: Eukaryota; Metazoa; Arthropoda; Insecta; Lepidoptera; Papilionidae. The record is from the annotation of a GenBank genome assembly.